Molecule: messenger RNA, 954 nt
Organism: Symbiodinium pilosum
Lineage: Eukaryota; Dinophyceae; Suessiales; Symbiodiniaceae
Source: the annotation of a GenBank genome assembly
AUGUUGCGGAGCUCUGCGUUCAUCAGGGAUCGCACAGAGAGAACAUCCCUGGUGGUUCUGUGGCGAGCCAUGCAGUGCGAUGCCGCAGUCCCUGACCCUGCACAGACGCCAGCUGCUCAUGGGCCCACUCUGGUGAACUUCUACGUUUGCGGUGGGCUUUGCCUCCUUUUUAGCCUGAUGCUGCUGUAUUCGAAGCGGAAGAAGUUCAGGUGGCUCGCUAUAGUUGAUCUGAGUAUCGAGCAGGAGGACUUCGCCUGGAAAAGUGACUUGCUUUGCAUCCUGUUCUUUGUCCUCUCUGCCGUUGGAUUUCUCCUUGCAGCAGUGUCUACGCAGGUGUAUCCGGCUGGUGCAAAUUGGGGCAUCCAGACAAGCAAGGUGGUCAUUAUCCUGGCUUGGACUUGCCUGCUCAUCACUAGCUGUGGGGCGGUGCAAGCCAUGUGUACUUCAAGGUGCCUGAAGGUAGCAGUUUGGUUUCUGGGUCUGGCAGCGGUCUUCGCUGGCUUCGUCGAUGUUGCGAUACCAGAGGACAGGCACUUUCAAGGCUUCAUGUGGUGUCUAACGGCUUUAACCUUUGUAUGCUCUUUUGCUUGGGCAGUGGCAUGCAACUACGACAGAUCAAAAGAUCCUUCCCCGGGUGCUGUUGGCAGCAACCCGUGUGCCGGUUACCGCAGUUGCUUCUACGUUCUGGCAAUGACCAGCUACUUGAUGACGGCAAUCUGGGAACCGGAUUGUGGCUAUGCGGGGCAUUCUGUUUGCUAUGAGAACUGUGGCAUGGCCCCAGGCUUCCACUUUGCACUUGCACUGCUUGCAAUCGUGCCCUUCUACACCCAUGUGAUACCGUUUCAGUCCUCUAAUCCCUUUCCCGUGGCCUUCCCGGACAUGCCGUCUUUCUUGGUCUACCGGACUGAGCCAGAAAUUGGCACCAUUUCUGCAGCCCAAGUGCCGCCCUCUUGA